CGCUUUGUCAGUGGCUGUUUUAAGUCACAAAUUUGUCACGUCACAGGUUGGCUGACUGAGAGACCACCCAGUCAGUCGUAGUGAAGAUAUUUAAAGUGGCCCUUGAAGCCUUUGUGGGAAACACCAGACAAUCCAAUUACUUCAGCAGUGCUUACAAGAACUGCCCUUGAUUCAGAGUCAGUUCUUUGCCUUCCCUGUACUCUGGUGCAAUGCCGCAGUGGGGUGGAGGAGCCAAGUGCGCUGCCUGUGACAAGACGGUCUACCACGCAGAGGAAAUACAAUGCAACAACCGAAGCUUCCACAAAACCUGCUUCAAUUGCAUGACCUGCAGAAAGGCCCUGGACAGCACCACCAUGGCUGCCCAUGAAGCAGAAAUCUACUGUAAGUCCUGCUAUGGCAAGAAGUAUGGACCCAAGGGCUAUGGCUAUGGUCAAGGUGCGGGAACGCUCAGCUCUGCAGCCGAUGAGAGUCAACCCAGUCAACAUGUGGAGGUCAAACCUCAUCAGUCUCCAAACCCCAGCUCCUCCAAGUUUGCCCACAAGUUUGGUGGUGCUGACAAGUGUCCAAGAUGUAAUCAGUCGGUGUACGCUGCUGAGAAGGUGAUUGGAGGAGGGAAGGCCUGGCACAAGACUUGCUUCCGCUGUGCACUCUGCGGCAAAAGCCUGGAAUCCACCAAUGUCACAGACAAAGACGGAGAAAUCUAUUGUAAAGCUUGUUACGCAAGGAACUUUGGACCAAAAGGAGUUGGCCACGGACAAUCUGGUGGGGCAUUACCCAGCGCAGACUAAGAAGCAUCUUCUCACAGUGGAUAUGCUUUCAUCCUUUAGUACCUACUCAAUUCCCUCACAACCACUGAACCAUUACUUACAGCCACUCACUCAAAUCAGGACAGUUAAUUGUAACACUGGAUAGACAUAUGUAAUGUGGCUAUAUUUCCUAAAUAUUUUAAUUUUCCAAACAUCAGCUAUAUUUGCCAUUAUUUCAACACAGAUUGUCCAGGAUGGAAAGAAAACUACAAACAAUGUGUACUAGGCAAACAAUAGCCAGAUCUAUUUUUAGAAGCACUGUUGUAACUCAGUGAUAAAUUAUUUAGAGAGUUAUUUUGACACCGAAUGGAAUUGAGUGUUGUAUGAUAAAAUGCCUCACCAAGCUUAUUCUGUUACCAUUGCAAGCCUGUAGAAGUAUCUAUUAAUCAAUGCUCUGUAGCCUUAAAUAAAGAGUUAUUGGCAUCUAAAAGAAUUGGUGAU
This is a messenger RNA of Mobula hypostoma (lesser devil ray), 1247 nucleotides long. RefSeq names its product cysteine and glycine-rich protein 3 (cardiac LIM protein) (gene csrp3). Gene Ontology annotation, biological process: cardiac muscle contraction; sarcomere organization; muscle tissue development. Gene Ontology annotation, cellular component: Z disc; nucleus; cytoplasm. The record is from RefSeq and is a predicted model, not a curated record. Bases 210 to 788 code for a protein of 192 amino acids. Gene Ontology annotation, molecular function: actinin binding; structural constituent of muscle. The transcript is spliced from 6 exons. Lineage: Eukaryota; Metazoa; Chordata; Chondrichthyes; Myliobatiformes; Myliobatidae.